Molecule: messenger RNA, 2934 nt
Organism: Pseudomyrmex gracilis
Lineage: Eukaryota; Metazoa; Arthropoda; Insecta; Hymenoptera; Formicidae
Product: peptidoglycan-recognition protein LA-like
Exons: 4
Coding region: 827-2071 (414 amino acids)
Biological process (GO): peptidoglycan catabolic process
Molecular function (GO): zinc ion binding; N-acetylmuramoyl-L-alanine amidase activity
Source: RefSeq, a predicted model, not a curated record
GGUCGAGAGAGAAAGAGAGUGGGGCCGAUGUGAUUUUCAGGCGUACUCGACAACGCAAUCAACAAUCCGUUCAGUCUGCCGUACGAUCGGAUCGAACGGAGAUAAUGUUGCCAUUGCGUACAUUCUACGGUUCAUCGUAUCGUUCAAAGUGAACGUUAACGUCAAGUUGCGAAAACUUUUUCUUUCGAUAAAAGCGAACGUUGUGCGCGUACACGACAGAAUACGUGUAAAACACAAAAUUUACAUGCAAUCUUGUCGUUUUUUUUUUUUUUUUUCAUUAUAGUGACCUCCAUGCAGUACACGUGACAGUGACGUGUGGUUUACGCGCAAUAUGGUGAUCGCGGUGUAGAUAUUGACGGCCGUCGAAAUUAACGAGAAAUCAUAUUGCGCGAGAAGAUUCUCGGUCUGUCAUAUCUGUGUAAAAUUUUCCUCCUUUUACUUUAUCCCCUCGGAAACGCACGUCCACAAUUCCACCUCCAAAGGCGUCUUCGUCCUUCAGUGGCGUCAUCGUUGACGCCAGUAUCCGACAGUGUCAUAGGAUCAACGAAGAUAGCAGCUUACGAGUUGAGAUUUUCUGCUCGUUCUCGCGACCGCAUUUUCGUCCCGCUUCGUUUCCCGCUACAAUAGAUGAUCGAGAAACGACGCCGCUGCGAAAACUCAAGAUCGAUUCGGAUAAAAAAAAAAAAUAAUAAUUCUUCUCAUCUCGUGCGAAGCUUUCGGCCGCGCCAUGUCGUCGUAGAUCGACGGUGGGUCUUGGGUGUCGGCAAAGUGAUCGCCGCCUGAGCACGAGCGAUGAUUUGCGAAAGGUAAUUUCAAGUGCCUGGGUAUGGUAACACUGAUACAGCAGCAACAGCAGCAGCGGCAGACGUCCGAUAGCAGCCAGAAGGAGCAAGAUCAGAACGGAGCGUGUGUCGUGCCUAUCGAGGGUCAAUACGCGGUCAACAGGUUACAAGAUACCGAGGUUGCUUGCACCACAGCGAGGGAAACCGUCGUUCCGACAAAUGGCAGCGUUGCGAGUUUCUCUACGCAGUGCAGUGACAUAGAGGACGACGACAAUGACGAAGAAACGGACGUCGAAGAGGGCUGGAUCGAGAAUCUGCCGGUGCAAUCGGGCAUCGUCCAGCAGCAAACGGUCGCGACCACAAACGGCGAUCUCGUUCUACCGAACGCCGAUCCGUCGAGCUUCGGCGACGUGUGCGUGAAGAACUCGACAAACGUGCAUCUGGGUAACAAGACUUUCUACAAGGGUCCGGUCACUAUAAAGCAGUUCGUUUACACGAAUCCCGCUCUGGUGCAAGAGCUCUCGAGCGUCAAUUUGUCGACGAACAAAAGCAACGGCAUCACUGACGUACCUGGUUUUCCUCAAAAUCCAGAAUUAGAUAAAGUGACGCAGUGGCUAUGGACGUGGAGAUGCGCGGCUUUGCUGUGCGCUCUGGUCGUAAUAUUACUGGCCACGGUAGUCAUCACCAUUCUGUAUUUAACUCGUAACACAGACUCGUCAGCCAGUUUUACGCAGCCGAUCCCGGACAUUCCGGACUCAUCUAUCACGGGUGUAAACAUAAGCUCGGUACGAUUUGUCGAGCGAAACGAAUGGGGCGCGCAACCGCCUUCAGGAUCUAUGUCGUUGUUGAAGCUGCCAGUACCUUAUGUAAUCAUCAGCCACACCGCUACGGAUUUCUGUAACACACAAUCGGAGUGCACCUUUCGCGUGAGAUUCGCUCAGACCUUUCACAUCGAGUCAAGAAACUGGUCGGACAUUGCUUACAAUUUCCUUGUCGGCGGUGACGGUCUCGCGUACGUCGGUAGAAGUUGGGACUACGUCGGUGCCCAUUCGUUCGGUUUUAACGACAAGAGCAUCGGUAUCUCUUUCAUCGGUACAUUCAACACCGUUUCGCCAAAACCAGAACAAUUACAUGCCGCGAUGAAAAUUAUAGAAAUUGGUGUCAAGACCAAUAAAAUUAGCCCCGACUAUAAGCUGUUGGGCCAUCGACAGGUUUCGAAAACUUUAAGUCCCGGAGAAGCUCUUUAUGGAAUAAUUAAGAAGUGGCCGCACUGGUCGCCUACUCCUUAAUGUGAUAAUGUGAAUUCAUAAAAAAAAAAAAAAAAAAAAAUGACGGAAAUAUGAUCCUGAAAAAUUGUUGAAUAUAUUUUUUCAUUAUAUAUGUUUGCUGUCUGUAUUACUUUGGACAGACAAUUUUAUAAUUCGAUCUUAUAUAUUUUUUUAAAACAAAUUAUUUUUUUAAUGCAAAUUAUUUUUUUAAUACAAAUCAAACGCGCUAAGGACUGAUAAAGUAUUUAAAAAGAAGCCAUGUAAAUAAGUUCUCUAUCAUAUAAGUAAGUUUUCUUUAGACAAGUAGCGUAUGAACGCAUACAGGCACCAAUUAAUUUAGUGCAAUAUCUGGCUAGUUACGUAAAAUUUUUACUUUGCGAAUAAAAUACCAAAUGGAACAAUCGGUAUCAAAAUAGAGAGGAAAAAAGACAGAAAGAGAGAGAGACAGAGAGAGAGAGAGAGAGAGAGAAAGUAAGAAAGAAACAGCUCAACAGGAAGAAAAAAUGGUAGGUUGCGGAGAAUCGUAAAGGAAAAGAGAAAUAAACAGAAGCGAAAGAAGUCUGGGUGGUUUCCCGAGUGCGUUUCAGUUACCUCGCGUUCGAGGGCGGUUUUCCUGUCCGCGCGACUUAUUCUCCGCACUUGUUAACAGUGUGCGCGAGCCUGCUAAAGUGGUCCCGCUGCUAAUUACCUGCGUUAUUUUUUUACAACUCUCUCGCGUUUCCAUCCAUUGCCCCUUCCUCUUUCUCUCUCUCUCUCUCUCUCUCUCUCUCUCUUUUUUUCCGAGUCUUCGUUCUUCUCUUCAGCGAUGGAGUUCAAUAUUUUCUCGUGGGUGCCGCGGUUUUAUUUAUCCGUGAGCUUUAUGCCACGACGAAGAAAGAGAGAAA